AUGAAAAAAAUUGAAGAUAAUAAUAUAUUAGUAUUUAUUGUCAAUAAACCAUUAACUAAACAAACAGGAAAAAAAAUGUAUGGUGUUGAUGCUGAAAAAGUCAAUACAUUAAUUCAACCUGAUGGUGAAAAGAAAGCUUAUGUUAAACUUAAGACUAAUCAUGAUGCAUUUGAUAUUGCUAAUCGAAUUGGUAUUAUAUAA
Rotaria sp. Silwood1 is the source of this 201-nucleotide messenger RNA. The record is from the annotation of a GenBank genome assembly. Lineage: Eukaryota; Metazoa; Rotifera; Eurotatoria; Philodinida; Philodinidae.